AUGAGAGAGCAAGUGAAUAUGGCAUUGCUGGACGACGACGAUGCGUUCGAAGCCGCGCUGACCUUCCUGGACGAAUAUGAAUUUGAGGAGGCAAAGGCCGAAGACUUUGGUACUCCUGGCGGCCACCACGAAGCAGCACAGACGAAGGGCAAAAGCUUUGGCUCUUUCGCCAACCCCGUGCCAAAGACUUGUACUAUGCCAUCCAAAGCGCCAACGGAGUCAUGGUCUAGUGAUGGCAAGUUGAGACGCAAGAAGGCGUUGAACGAGGAGAGGGAAAUUCUGCGCAAGACUGGCGUAUACGGCGACCCGAACCGGUCACGUAAUGAGCGAAAGAAAGAAAUAGCAUUCCUCCGGGAGCAGCUACAGAAGUUGCAGCUCGACUUGAGGGCCUUACAGAGCAGAGCGGCCGAACGCUCGCAUGAAAAAACAGCGGAUACUGAAGAGAGUGGCUGUGUUAUGGCGUUGAUACCAAAAGUGUGGCAAGAGAUGGCGGUGCAUCAGCGACGACGACGACAGGAGGCGGAGCACGAGAAUAUUCACUUGAAACUGGUGGUGGAGCAGCAGCAAAAAGUGGCGGACAACCUUUGCAGCUUACUACGGAAGCGAUCAACUCAUUUGGUAUCGUGCAAACCUCUUUUGGUGCUCUGUGCUGCCGCCAAAUGGUUUACUUAG
Phytophthora nicotianae INRA-310 is the source of this 672-nucleotide messenger RNA. RefSeq lists its product as hypothetical. Bases 1 to 672 code for a protein of 223 amino acids. The transcript has a single exon. NCBI's taxonomy places the organism in Eukaryota, Oomycota, Peronosporomycetes, Peronosporales, Peronosporaceae. The record is from RefSeq and is a predicted model, not a curated record.